AUGCAGGACCGGAGCCCGGGGCCGGCGCGGGAGCCUCCUGCCCCCACCCCCCUGGACCUGCGAGCCCACCUGGAGGCCUCGGGGCACAGCCUGGAGACCUGCCCCGAGGUGCGGGUGACGGGCAGGGCCUGCCGCGGCUUCCUGGUCAAGAUGGGCGGGCGCAUCAAAACCUGGAAGAAACGUUGGUUCUGCUUCGACCGUCAGCGGCGCCUGCUGGCCUACUACGUGGACAAAGAGGAGGCGAAGCUCAAGGGCGUCAUCUACUUCCAGGCCAUCGAGGAGGUUUAUUACGAUCCCCCCCUCGGGCCCGGCUCCACGAGCCCCAACCCCAAACUGACCUUCUGUGUCAAGACCUACGACCGGCUCUUCUGCCUGGUGGCGCCCAGCGCCGAGGCCAUGCGCAUCUGGAUGGACGCCAUCGUCACGGCCGCCGAGGAGAACACGCGCUAUUGAGCCGGGCCCGCGGAGCGCCCCAGGGACCCACCAAAGACAUUGUCCACCUGGUGGGCGUGGCCAGCUGGGCCAUUGGCUCCGCCCCUGGGAGGGGCUUGAGGGCAGGGCAGCCAAUGGGGGAUGGACUUGGUUCUUGAAGGUGUGAAGCCGUGCUGGCCCCGCCCCUUUUGACCUCGACCGUGGUGGGGAGCAAUGGGGCGCAGGCGUUUGCCUCCAAUCAGAGCUCUUCUAAAACACAGACGUUCCCGGAACUGGCACCAAUGGGAGGCAAGUGGCUUUGAAUCCCGACCAAUGGGAGGAGGCUCACUCAGAAUACUGGCCAAUCAGAGGAGGCCUAGUUUGAAGGCUGGGCAAUUGGAUGCGUGCUCGCCCGGGACCUGCACCAAUUGGUGGAGAGAAAGGUUGAGACCUGGCCAACCGUAAAAGACUUGUUCAGAAUCUGCACCAAUAGGAGACCUGCCUUAAAUGCCAACCAAUGGGGGUGUGGGGUGGGGAACACCUGGUUGGAAUUCCCACCAAUUGCAUGCAGCCUGGCUUUGAAACCUGGCCAGUUACCCAAAAGACUGGAAUUUGCACCACUGGGAAGAGACAUGGACUGAACUGACCAAUGGCGGCUUGGAAUUCCCAUUGACUGUCCGAAAUCUCGACCAAUGGGAGCAGGCUUCAGGGAUGCACCAAUUGGAGGAGACUGGGAUCGAACUGGCCAAUGGCGGCCGUGCCUGGAGGGCGCCGUGGCCAAGUCCUGACCAAUGGGGAGUGUGGAGUCUCUCUGAUAGGGCGGCAUUCCCAGCAUGCUUUGUGCCAUGUGGCCAAGGCUCAGGGGGCCGGGGCUGAGCCCAAA
Molecule: messenger RNA, 1294 nt
Organism: Terrapene triunguis (Three-toed box turtle)
Lineage: Eukaryota; Metazoa; Chordata; Testudines; Emydidae
Product: pleckstrin homology-like domain family B member 3
Exons: 3
Coding region: 1-453 (150 amino acids)
Source: RefSeq, a predicted model, not a curated record